Messenger RNA from Coffea eugenioides, 2874 nucleotides. RefSeq names its product disease resistance protein RPM1-like. The transcript has a single exon. The record is from RefSeq and is a predicted model, not a curated record. Gene Ontology annotation, biological process: defense response to other organism. Bases 1 to 2874 code for a protein of 957 amino acids. Gene Ontology annotation, molecular function: protein binding; ADP binding. Lineage: Eukaryota; Viridiplantae; Streptophyta; Magnoliopsida; Gentianales; Rubiaceae.
AUGGCACUAACAAUUCUGUCUUCUGUGUUAAAUCAGCUCUCAAUUCUUCUGCUUGAAGAGGGACAACUUUUGGGCGGGCUUCGCCAAGAGGUUGAGCUCAUCAGGGAUGAGUUGGGGCAGAUGAGAGCAUUCCUGAGAGUGGCAGAAACAAAGGAAGAAGAUGCUGAUCCCAGGCUCCAAGAAUGGAUCAAGCAAGUACGAGAAGCCGCUUAUGACAUUGAAGAUGUUCUUGAUGAAUUCGUAGCUCGCUUUGCUCGCCAUCCAGCAACAGGCUUCCAUGGCUCUGUUCGGAGAAUUUUCAACUCCAUAAAGACUUUGCGAGCUCGCCAUAAGGUUGCUGAGCAAAUACAAAGCAUCAAGGCCAGAGUAAAGAAUAUUUCUGAAGGGCAUCAGAGAUACCAAUUAGAAUUUGGUGUUACUACCCAGGUAUCUGGGUCUCCUGCUGCUGUUAACAACACAACAUGGCGCCAUAGCCGGGAUGAUGCAAUUCUUGUGGAAGAAGCUGAAUUGGUUGGCAUUGACAAGCCCAAACAACAGCUAGUUUCUCAACUGCUCGAGGGAGAUGAAUCCCAACUCAAAGUCGUUUCUGUGGUUGGUAUGGGAGGACUCGGUAAAACUACAUUAGUUAAAAAAGUCCAUGAAGAUUUAGAUGUUAGAAGGCAUUUCCCAGUUCGUGCCUUCGUAACUGUCUCUCAAACAUGCAACUUCCAGGAACUCCUAAAAGACUUGACUCGGCAGUUACACAAUGAAUUGAAGAAACCAGUUCCAGAAUCGAUUGAGGCAAUGACUGCAAUUCAGCUGAAACAAUGUGUUAAAGAUUUUCUGCAACAAGCUGGAAGGUAUGCAAUUGUGUUUGAUGAUGUAUGGGAUACGGAAUUUUGGAAUGCAAUCAGAAUUGCACUACCCAAGAAUGGCUAUGGCAAUCGUGUCAUGCUAACAACACGACAAGCCGAUGUAGCCUUUGCAUCUUGCACCCAAUCUCAGGAUUAUGUCUUCAAAAUGGUGCCCCUGUCUUUCGAGGAUUCAUGGACCCUAUUUUGCAACAAGAUCUUCAAAGGAAAUGGUUGUCCUGCCCAUCUAACAGAUGUUGCAAAAGGUAUACUGGGGAAAUGUGAGGGAUUGCCCCUUGCGAUUCUUGCAAUUAGCGGGCUAUUGGCUUUGAAAGACUUGAAUAUAGCAGAGGAAUGGAAGAUGGUUCGAUGCAGUCUUGGGGGAGAAUUAGAAGGCUCUGGUAUGCUGGACAAGGUUAGAAAGAUACUCUCUCUCAGUUAUAAUGAUCUACCUUGUCAUCUCAAGACUUGUUUGUUAUAUUUAAGCAUAUACCCAGAGGAAUUUGAAAUAGGUUGUCAUAGACUUGUUCAAUUAUGGACUGCUGAAAGAUUUGUAGAAAAGAGAGAAGAAAUGACUCUGGAAGAUGUAGGCUACAAUUGCCUCAAAGAACUUGUGAAUAGGAGCCUAAUUCAAGUGAGUGAAAGUUUCUAUGAAGGAAUCCCUUACAGUUGUCGAAUCCAUGAUCUAGUGCGAGAAGUUAUUCUUUCCAAGUCAAGGGAACAAAACACGGUGGCAAUUACUACUGGACAAUACACAAGGUGGCCAUCUAGUAAGGUACGGCGUUUGGUAGUCCAUAAUAGUAACAACACCCAGCAGCACCAAGAAAGCCAGUAUUAUUGCUUUGACCACCUUCGAUCCUUCAUUGCAAUUGAAUCCAUGAAUCCACUAGUAUCCAAAAAUUUGUUACCUAAAGUUUUAAGGAGUGGUAGAUUGUUAAAGGUUUUGGAUUUAAGAGGUGAAAAGACAUUGGAGGAAAUUCCAAUUGAGAUUUUCCACUUGUAUCGUCUCAGGUAUCUGAACCUAUACGGUACAGGAAUUAAAGCAAUCCCAAAAUCCAUAGGAAAACUUCGAAAUUUGGAGUAUUUGAAUUUGAGUGAUACUCAAGUUAGGGAGCUACCCAUGGAAAUCUUAAAGUUACAAAAGCUUCAGCAUCUUAGAGUAUUUAAACUAGUUGAUCCUUUGGAUCAUAAUUACGGAUUUCGUGGAUUUAUGGCUCCUUCGAAAUUGGGAGGGCUUUUUGCUCUACAAUCAUUGUUUGUCAUAGAUGCAAGUGAAUCCAUAAUAGUUAAAGAGAUAGGAAAAUUGACUGAAUUAAGAGAAUUAGGGAUUUCAAAUCUGAGAAGAGAAGAUGGAAAGGAGCUCUGUUCCUCCCUUGCCAACCUCACUAGUCUUCGGGAGUUAACCAUUUCUUCAAUUAGAAAAGAUGAUGAUGAUUAUGAAGUGAUGAAUAUAAAUCAUCAUCAUCAACAACAUUCUAAUUCUUCUUCAGUGUCUUCUUCGUUUCUUGUAUCUCUUCGUAUGCUAGUAUUGUCUGGCUGCUUAGAAAAGAUGCCAUGGUGGAUAGCUCAUCUUCAAAGCUUGGUAAGAAUAGAUUUGAAUUGGAGCAGCUUAAGUGAUGAGGAGGAUCCACUUGAAUCCCUCCACCAUUUGCCAAAUUUGGGUGCUGUUCAAUUUUGUGGAUCUUACCAAGGGGAGGGAUUGUGUUUCAAGGCUGGAGGAUUUCUAAGGCUGAAGACUUUGUAUCUAAAGAAAAUAGAUAAGUUAAGAUGGAUGAAAAUGGAGGAUGGUGCAUUGCCCAGUCUUCAAGAAAUCACUCUGGUAGAACUUCCAUUAAUGCAGGAGUUACCUUGGGGAAUUGAACACUUGAGCCACCUUCAGAAGCUGCGUUUGUAUCUGUUGAGUUCUCAAAUGACGAGGAAUCUAGUGGAUCAAAAUAAAGAAAGUGAAGAUUAUACAAGAAUUGCACACAUCCCUGAAAUUGUCAUCGGAUUUUUGUCAAAUGAGGGAUGGAAUGAGCACCGACUGUGGGGGAAAAAUAUGUAA